UCUAGCUCCUAUUCGCAAUUCUGGCAACGCUACGACUCUUGAAAUUUUCUCGAUCGAUCGGCUUUAUGAUACAUAAUUUUUGCGGUCAAGAAAUUUUUCAGUAUUUCGUUAAUAAACCUUGAUUAAACCAUAAAAUUUUAUAAAUAACUAGCGCAGAUCAAUCGGAAACAAUGGCUGACAUAAAAUCUGUUUUCCACGAGUGGUGUUCAAAGACCAAAGUGGAUCCAAAAUUUGAAGUUCGCCAGACUGGUCCAAAGCAUCGCCAACGAUUUCUCUGUGAAGUGCGUGUGCCAAAUUAUCCUUACGUGGCGGCCGGUAAUUCCACCAAUAAAAAAGAUGCCGAACGCAAUGCAGCUCGUGAUUUUAUGAGCUUCUUGAUACGUACCGGAAAAGUUAACGCGGCUGAUAUACCUGCAGACUCUGGUUUAGCAGCUAUUGCGCCAGCAUCUAGUGUAGGAAACGACGGUGGCGGUGAUAGAUAUGGUUCGCAACGUAAAUUUUUUGAUGGCGGCUUGGGGCCGCAGGAUCUUGGUCAAGCUUAUCGGCCGGUUGAGCGUGAAAUCAAUCCCGUCGAUAGAGCACGUGAGCAGAUGGAAAUGAAGGAAGCUGAGUCAGUUGAUGUUAAUGCCGCGAUACAUGGAAACUGGACAAUUGAGAAUGCCAAGGCAAAGCUACAUCAGUUUAUGCAAAUGAAUAAAAUAACCGCAGACUAUAAGUAUACGCCAGUAGGCCCCGAUCAUGCCAGGAGUUUCAUGGCUGAGAUGCAUAUUUUCGUACGUCAAUUAAAGCGUACGGUUACAGCACGUGAGACGGGGUCCAACAAACAAUCGGCAAGUAAAUCUUGCGCCUUGUCGUUGGUGCGGCAACUUUACCAUUUGGGUGUAAUCGAAGCAUUUAGUGGCACACUAAAGCAACGAAAAGACGAUGAAGACAUGAAGCCAUAUCCCGUAAAAAUUUCGGAAGAUCUCAUUCAGAGAGUUAAUGAAUGCAUCCAAGAUCUCGAUCUUCCAGUUAUUAAUCCAUUUAAUAUAAAACCAGAAGGCGAGAAUGCUGGCGUAAGCUUACUUGUGCCCACUCACAGAGAUGUGAAACGCCAAGCAAAUGAUGAUGGAAUGCAGAUGCAAGGUUCUGUUAUACCUUGGGCUCCACCACAGCCAAAUUGGAAUGCAUGGAAUGCAUGCAAUAUCGACGAAGGUUAUCUGGCCACAGCAUCUUUGGAGGACCUUUGCAACGAUCUCGAAGUUACAUCUAAAGAUAAGAAAAUGAAUAAUACCGAACUUCAGAAGUUUAUUGACUUCCGUGAGCGCUUACCGAUCGCUGCGAUGCGCAAUGAAAUAAUGUCGCACAUACAUGAGCAUCCUGUUGUUAUCAUACGCGGCAACACUGGUUGCGGCAAAACCACACAAAUUGCUCAAUAUAUUCUAGAGGAUUACAUUGCAUCAGGUCAAGGCGCCUUUUGCAAUAUCUAUGUAACCCAGCCACGCCGCAUAUCAGCGAUUUCAGUGGCAGAACGUGUUGCCGCCGAGCGGUGCGAAAAUCUUGGCGAAUCUGUCGGUUAUUCUGUUCGCUUCGAAACGGCUACACCGCGCCCUUAUGGAGCUAUACUCUUUUGCACUGUUGGUGUGCUUUUGCGCAAACUCGAAGGCGGCUUGCGUGGCAUUUCGCACAUUAUUGUAGAUGAAAUCCACGAACGUGACGUAAAUAGUGAUUUCUUGUUGGUUAUUCUACGUGAUAUGGUGCAUACUUACCCCGAUCUACAUAUUAUACUAAUGUCUGCUACGAUUGAUACAACGCUAUUUUCCGAUUACUUUGGUCGUUCUCCAGUUUUGGAAGUCCCUGGACGAGCCUUCCCAGUUCAACAAUUCUUUCUGGAAGAUUGCUUAGAAAUGACCAAGUUCAAGCCCACGCCUGAGUCUCGUAAGAAAACCAAAGAACGCGAUGAUGACGAGAAGGCUGUGAUUGCUGAAAAUGGGGAGGAUGCCAAUGAUCAGAAUCUGAACAAAAUUUGCGAUCCGAAAUACUCGCAGCAGACAAGAGAAGCUAUGGCAAUAUUGUCCGAGUCUGAAUGCUCGUUUGAGCUUAUUGAAGCUUUGUUGAUACACAUUAAAUCAAAGAAUGUACCAGGCGCUGUGCUUGUCUUUUUGCCUGGUUGGAACUUGAUUUUCGCCCUAAUGAAAUAUUUGCAGAAUUCACAGUUCGGAGGACCGCAGUAUCGCAUCUUACCAUGCCAUUCGCAAAUUCCGCGGGAGGAACAGAGAAAAGUUUUUGAACCAGUACAUGGCGUAACUAAGAUCAUUUUGUCCACUAAUAUCGCCGAAACAUCUAUCACCAUUGACGAUAUUGUCUUCGUAAUUGACAUUUGUAAAGCACGUAUGAAGAUGUUUACUUCACAUAACAAUUUGACUAGUUACGCUACCGUGUGGGCCGCAAAAUCAAACUUGGAACAACGCAAAGGUCGAGCUGGUCGCGUUCGUCCGGGUUUCUGUUUUACUCUCUGCUCACGAGCUCGUUUCGAGAAAUUAGAAGAAAGUAUGACACCGGAAAUAUUUCGCACUCCAUUGCAUGAAUUGGCUCUUUCGAUUAAGCUUUUGCGCCUAGGCUCCAUACAUCAAUUUCUAUCAAAGGCAUUGGAACCACCACCACUCGAUGCGGUAAUCGAGGCUGAGGUGCUUCUACGAGACAUGCGUUGCUUAGAUGAUAAUGAUGAGUUAACACCUGGUCGUAUUUUAGCUCGAUUGCCGAUUGAACCUCGAUUGGGUAAAAUGUUGAUAUUAGGAACGGUAUUCGGUUGCGGAGAUAUUUUGGCCAGCAUGGCAUCAUAUUCAAGUACUUUCUCCGAAAUAUUCGCAUUGGAUAUUGGCCAGCGACGUUUAGCAAAUCAUCAAAAGCAAUUGGGCGGACGUAAAUGUUCUGAUCACGUCGCCAUGAUUGUAGCCACACAAAUGUGGGAAGGUGCAAAGCAUCGUGGGGAAGAAGAAGAGAUAAGGUUUUGCGAAUGGAAAGGUUUACAGUUGUCAACUAUGCGAGUGAUGUCCGAAGCGAAAGGACAACUUCUGGACCUAUUGCAACAAACUGGGUUUCCAGAGGAGUCAAUGAUUUCACACAAAGUUGAUGCUAAUUCCGAUGAUCCUGUGCUGGAUAUGGCCACAGCUCUGCUCUGCUUAGGUCUUUAUCCAAAUGUGUGCGUACACAAGGAGAAACGUAAAGUUUUAACUACAGAAUCGAAAGCUGCUCUGCUGCACAAAACCUCGGUGAACUGUAGCAAUCUGGCGGUAACAUUCCCUUAUCCUCUUCGUUUUGGUGAGAAGAUACGAACUCGCGCCGUGUCCUGCAAACAAAUGACAAUGGUAGCUCCACUACACUUACUACUUUUCGGCUGUCGUAAGGUGGAUUAUGUUAAGGACAAUGUAAUACGUUUGGAUAAUUGGCUUAGCUUCGAAAUGGACCCUCAACAUGCUGCAAUGCUGGCGGCCCUAAAACCUGCUAUAGAAAAUUUGGUAACUAUAGCAUGCGAUAGCCCAGACGAAAUUAUGCAGCUUGAAGAGCCCCAAGCGAAGCUUGUGAGCGUUAUAAAAGAUGUGUGUGUUAUGAACGCAGGCGAUUUUGGUAUAUCAAGAGAGACUGGUGUAUUGCCGUUCCAAUCGCGUCAUGGUGGUGGUGGUGGCGGUGACGGUGGCCCACCAAGUAAACGGGGACGUUUUGAAGGAGUAAGCGGCGGCGGUGGUGGCUGGAACCGUGGUGGUGGAAAUUGGAGCAACGGUGGAGGUGGCGGUGGUAAUUGGGGACGUGGAGGCUUUGGACGAGGUGGUGGCGGCACGAAUCAAUGGGGCCGCUUUGGUGGUGGUGGCAGAGGCAGAUUUUAAAGAAAUUUAUAAAUACCAUAGAUUCCCAUUACAAUAUUUAAAUAUAUUAUCAUAUUUAAUUGCUAAUAAAUACUUAUACGCUACAGAA
Messenger RNA from Rhagoletis zephyria (snowberry fruit fly), 3951 nucleotides. RefSeq names its product dosage compensation regulator-like. Lineage: Eukaryota; Metazoa; Arthropoda; Insecta; Diptera; Tephritidae. The record is from RefSeq and is a predicted model, not a curated record. Gene Ontology annotation, biological process: positive regulation of transcription by RNA polymerase II; regulation of mRNA processing. Gene Ontology annotation, molecular function: ATP hydrolysis activity; double-stranded RNA binding; ATP binding. Gene Ontology annotation, cellular component: intracellular anatomical structure; nucleolus; ribonucleoprotein complex.